Molecule: messenger RNA, 2364 nt
Organism: Didymodactylos carnosus
Lineage: Eukaryota; Metazoa; Rotifera; Eurotatoria; Philodinida; Philodinidae
Source: the annotation of a GenBank genome assembly
AUGUCUGUAUUAACAACAUCAAAAUCAACUGCAUUUCAUCAUACAACUAAAACAUUUCGAAAAUUGUCAGAUGAAAAGCAAUCAUUAUCAUCAAAAACAAGUAUAGCAAUACCAAAAUAUUUUAAUAUUACAUUUGCUAUUCAACAUGGUUAUUUUCGAUGUGUAAGAUAUUUAUUAGAAUUAGGAUAUGAUCCAAAUGAACGAGAUAAUAAUCUUCGAACAACAUUAAUUUUAUGUACCUAUGUGGAAAAUGCUAAAUGGCGUUUAUCAUUGGCUCAAAACUUACUUGAGAAAGGUGCACGAAUCGCGUUAGAAGAUCAUGCACGACGAAACAGUUUACAUCAUGCGUGUGCAUUGCAACGUGAUGAAUUAGUUGAACUUUAUUUAACAUGUAUAGAUUUUAAUAUUGAAGCAAAAGAUUGUGAAGGAUGUACAUGUUUACAUUAUGCGGCAAUAACCGGUAAUAGUUACAUAGCUGAGAUGUUAAUUGAAGCUGCCGAAAAAAAGGGUAUACAAUUAGAUCAAUGUAUAAAUAAAGAAGGUUGCUCAGCUGCUGUACUUGCACUAAAAUAUGGACAUAUUGAUUGUGCUAACACCAUUACACAUCGUGAUGCAGAUGAAUUUUUUGUUGUACCUUGUUCACCCUCAAUUUUUGAAUUAUCACAACAAAAUGACAAAAAAGAAUCGAAAAAAAUGAGUACAUCUAAAUUUCGACAAAAAUCCACACAGCCGGCAACAUUAUCAUUUGGAUUAUUAAAAAUAAUUUUUAAUGAUUCUGAUACUAAUUAUUCGACACGAUUACAUGACAUGGUUGAAGAAAAUCGUCUAGCUAAAAAUGAUCGUCAUUCAAAAAAAUUAACAAAAACUCGACUUCAUCAUGUUACAAAUGGAAUUAAUUUAAAUGAUAAAGGAUAUGCAGCUGAAUUUAUUCGACUAAAAUCAGCAUCACACAAGUCAAUAAAUGAAUAUGCUAGUACCGAAGCACUUGUUAAUCAAGAACAAAAAAUAAAAUUAUAUGAUGAAGAUCAACAACAAAAAACAAAUGGAGAACGACUAAGUCCACGUCUACAAUUGAUGCUUCAACAACAUCCUAAUCUACAGAAAAAUUCAAAAACAAAUGAAAAAGAAAGUGAAACUAUUUCAAAUGCGAUUAACACGAUCAUACAUGAUGAUAAUAAUCUAUUUGAUAUUUUGAAAACUAAUAACAGACCAUCAACAGCAAAAAUUGAUGUUUUAAUGAAAAAAUUAGAAUUACAGAAACAAUCAUCGUUAAGCAAGCAAACAUUAUCCGAUAAUUAUUCGUCUGAUCCCGAUCACUCCGGGACAAUAACAAAAUCCUUGAAUAGUACUCAGACAACUGAUAGAGGUAAAAUAUCAGAGAAACAGAACGAUAAUUUUCAAGCAAGUGUAAGUACGUAUAAACCCUAUUCUACCACGGAAACGACCGAUAUUGGUGAAUUUCAUCCAUCAUCAAUUUCAUUUGGUACAACAUCAAUGAAAAGUGAGUUUUCCGCACAAGUUGUACUGAAACCAUCGUCUACAGUUCGAAUUAAGAAACUCGAUCAGCCAUCACGACUUAGUUCAGGGAAACCACCACUCGUUCCCACUCAAGAAGAACAUUCUAAGAGAACAUUUUCAUCUCUGAAACAGCACAUACCUAAUCGUGAUAAAUUGGUAACACCAAAAAAUAUUCUAUCACCAACACCGCAAAAAAAUCAAACAACUAAACAUAUUGAACGCGUUCGAUCAGCGCCAUUAGUUACACAUAAACAGAUGCCAUUUUCUAAUAAAGCCUUGUCAGAUGAAAGCUAUUCUCAAAUGAUCUACGCUGGACGACCUAUAUCAGCUAUAUUACAUACAAAUACAACGAGAGCAUCAACACCGCCGGACAGUUGUACAAUACGUGAAGCAAACUCUAGUACACUCUACAAUAAUCCGGAAGAAUUAUUUGGUUUAAAUGCAAAGGAUUUGUUUGGCACACAUGUUGAACCAAUUAUUGUCUCUAAAACAACACCAAAAGAUUCGAAUAGCGAAAAAAACCGAACAAAAAGAAAUUUGUUCCAUAAACAACAUCAUCUCUGGCAGCAAGAUGUUGAUCAAAUAAUCGAUUUAUACAACAUUCAUCGUAGUUCAACUUAUCGAACAACCGUUCCAUUUGAAUCUAAACCACCUGUUGUAGAUAAUGAACAAAAAACAGAUUCGAUAGUAUCAACUAGACGUAAUAGUAUUGUCGGAGGUACAGCAAAAAAACUACUACAACGAAAUUUACCACGUUCAAAAACCAGCACUCUAGCACAAUUAAAUUUGACACGAAGAAAUUCUGUUAUUCACAGACCAGCGACAGUCAAAGUGGCCAACGCAUGA